CACAAAUUACAUAAUCGUCCCAUUCACCAAUAUCCCAAAUUUCGCGGUUGGAUUUCUCUCUUUGGACGCAGAGAACUAUGGCGAAAUCUGUCUCGUCGGCCACCUCUUCUCUUAUACAAACCCUAAAGCGGUACUUCAAGAAGCCAUGGGAGAUAACCGGGCCCUGCGCGAGCCCCGAAUACAGGUUGGCUGUUCCCAAUGCUCUCGAGUACCGGCUGGAGUGUCCGGCGACGACUAAGCUCCAGGCCUGUGUGCCCACCUCCGAUCCUGAGACCGUCUUUGACAUUAAGUACUACUCCAGAGACCAGCGCCGAAACCGUCCCCCGAUCAGACGCACUGUCCUCAAGAAGGCGGAUGUCGAGAAGUUAACGAAGGAGAAGACCUUCGAUGAUUCCGACUUCCCUAGGGUUUACUUGACCGCUCAUGUUCAGGAAGAUGAAAAUGCUCGCGGUGGAGGCUAUCAGAAAUGAGCCUUAAUUUUGGGUUGGCUUUUGAUCGACAGUGAAUAAGCAUAUCGACAUAAUUUCUAUUUCUUGCUUCAUCAACGAGUAUGAUAAGCCUUAAUGUUUGCUUGGUGGCCAGUUUACAGAGGAGGGUAUUGUGUUGACUUUGACAUGAUUAUAGGGCAGUUUUCCGAACCUCUUUGCCGACUAUUGCUUGCUUACAUUGUUCGUGCAUAGUAUUUGUACUAUUUAGAAUUUCAAAAUAAACAGCAAUUCCGUAAUGGAUGCUCUGCAUUGGAUUUUUUAAAAUUUUUAUUUGGAAUUCCCUUUCAUUGGGUUUUUUUUUUUAA
Messenger RNA from Cannabis sativa, 793 nucleotides. RefSeq lists its product as uncharacterized. The record is from RefSeq and is a predicted model, not a curated record. NCBI's taxonomy places the organism in Eukaryota, Viridiplantae, Streptophyta, Magnoliopsida, Rosales, Cannabaceae. The transcript has 2 exons. The coding region runs from base 78 to 470 and encodes 130 amino acids.